AUGGUGGCUGUCCUCGCGGGAGAGUCGGCCAUUUCGGCCAAGCGCGCUGAGCUCUCUGGCAAGAAUGGCAUCAGCGGUCUGCUCAGUAACAAGAAGACCACAGCCAUUGGUCUUUUCGCGUCGCUGGGAGGUUUGGUGUAUGGAUAUAACCAGGGAAUGUUCGCCCAGGUCUUGACAAUGCCGGCAUUCCAGAAAGCUACUCAAGAUUACGCCAAAGAGACCGGUAUUAAACAGGGUAUGCUCACAUCGAUCCUCGAACUUGGUGCCUGGGUUGGAACGCUGGCAAACGGAUAUCUCGCCGAUGCACUUGGCCGUCGUCUUACUGUUUUGGUUGCCGUGGCUGUCUUCUGCGUUGGUGUUAUUGUCCAGGCUUGCACCCAGAGUCCCGACUAUGUGUUUGGAGGUCGCUUCGUGACCGGUCUUGGUGUCGGUAGUUUGAGUAUGGUUGUACCUCUGUAUAACGCUGAGCUGGCUCCGCCAGAAAUCCGUGGCUCGCUGGUUGCCGUCCAGCAACUCGCUAUCACAUUUGGAAUCAUGGUCUCCUUCUGGAUUGGUUAUGGAACAAACUAUAUUGGUGGAACGGGGUCAACCCAGUCUGACGCCGCCUGGUUGGUCCCUGUUUGCAUUCAAAUCCUGCCCGCUGUCAUCUUGGCCGUUGGUAUGAUGCUGUUCAUGCCUCAGUCCCCACGUCAUCUGAUGAAUACCGGCCGUGAGGAAGAGUGCCUGCAGACGCUCGCCCGCCUGCGUGGCGCAAGCACUGACGACCUGCUUGUUCGCAUUGAGCACCUUGAAAUCAAGAGCUUGUACCUCUUCGAGCGCGAGACUGCUGCCGAGAAGUACCCCCACUUGCAGGAUGGCUCAUUCUCCAGCAAUUUCAAGAUCGGAGUGUAUGACUAUAUGUCCUUGAUCACUGAUAAGUCUCUCUUCAAGCGCACUGCAACUGCCUGCAUGAUCAUGGUUUUCCAACAAUGGAAUGGUAUCAACGCUAUUAACUACUACGCUCCCUUCAUCUUCAAGGACAUGAACCUCGGCGGCAACACUAUCGCUCUCCUCGCCACCGGUGUCGUUGGUAUCUUCGAAUUCGUCUUCACCAUCCCUGCCGUCCUCUGGGUCGACAAGGUCGGACGUAAGAAGAUCCUGAUUGCCGGUGCCAUCGGAAUGGCUUCCUGCCACUUCAUCGUUGCAGGUAUCAUCGGUGCUUACCAGCAUACCUUUGACGAGCACAAAGCCGCCGGAUGGGUUGCCAUCGCCUUUGUCUGGAUUUUCAUCAUCAACUUCGCCUAUUCAUGGGGACCUGUUGCAUGGAUUGUUACUUCCGAGGUAUUCCCGCUCAGCAUGCGUGCCAAGGGUGUCAGUAUUGGUGGUUCCAGUAACUGGCUGAACAACUUCGCCGUCGGUACCGCCACCUCUCCUUUCCUCCAGACCAGCAACUUCGGUGCUUUCAUCUUCUUCGGAGCCAUCACUACCAUCGCUGUGUUCUAUGUCAUCUUCCUUGUCCCCGAGACUAAGGGUCGCACCCUCGAGGAGAUGGAUGAAUUGUUCGGAUCCGUUGGUCUCGCCGCUGCCGAUACUGGACGCAAGGCCCGCAUCGAAAGAGAGAUCGGUCUUCUUGCCCUUGUCGGUGUGGAGGAGCCCGUUGAUGAGAAGCACGGCGAGGUGUCGCAGCACACUGAGGCUGCUGCUCCUGCUUCUAAGGAGUAA
Molecule: messenger RNA, 1701 nt
Organism: Penicillium bovifimosum
Lineage: Eukaryota; Fungi; Ascomycota; Eurotiomycetes; Eurotiales; Aspergillaceae
Exons: 9
Coding region: 1-1701 (566 amino acids)
Biological process (GO): carbohydrate transport; transmembrane transport
Cellular component (GO): membrane
Molecular function (GO): carbohydrate:proton symporter activity
Source: RefSeq, a predicted model, not a curated record